AUGCACACAGGGGAGAAGCCAUACCAGUGCCUUGAGUGCGGGAAGAGGUUCCGACAGAACUCAGUGCUGACCCAGCAUCUGCGCACACACUCUGGGGACCGCCCCUUUGAGUGCAGCCAGUGUGGUGAGCGCUUCACCCAGAGCUCCACUCUGGCAGCCCACCGGCACCUCCACACUGGUAAGCGCCCCUACGCCUGCCCAGAAUGUGGGAAGAGCUUUAGUGAGAGCUCACAUUUGGCACAACACCACCACAUACACACUGGGCUCAAGCCCUACCGCUGCAGUCAGUGUGGAAAGAGCUUUGUGCAAAGUUCACAGCUGGCCACCCACUGCCGCAUCCAUGCAGGCCAUAAGCCCUACUGCUGCAGCGUCUGUAGCAAGAACUUCAGUGACAGCUCAGCCCUCACCCAGCACCAGCGGGUACACACUGGGGAGCGCCCUUAUGUGUGCAGUGAGUGUGGGCGGAGCUUCAGCCAGAGCUCAGCCCUGGUCCAGCACUGGCGGAUCCAUACAGGUGACAAGCCCUUUGAGUGCAGCACCUGUGCAAAGAGUUUCAGCCAGAGUGCAGGGCUCGCCCAGCACCGCAGCACACAUGCCAUCGGGAAGCCCAGCCAGCCAGCAGGGUCCUGGAACCAUGCAGGUCCUGAAGCUCCAGCAGGGCAGCAGUGA
This is a messenger RNA of Alligator mississippiensis (American alligator), 669 nucleotides long. RefSeq names its product zinc finger protein interacting with ribonucleoprotein K-like. Bases 1 to 669 code for a protein of 222 amino acids. Lineage: Eukaryota; Metazoa; Chordata; Crocodylia; Alligatoridae. The record is from RefSeq and is a predicted model, not a curated record. The transcript has a single exon.